Molecule: messenger RNA, 252 nt
Organism: Paracoccidioides brasiliensis Pb18
Exons: 2
Coding region: 1-252 (83 amino acids)
Source: RefSeq, a predicted model, not a curated record
AUGGCCAGGUAUCGAGAGAUCGAGUAUCAGAUUAUGCGGGAAAUCGUCAUACAAAUGGCAAGAGAGGGGGCUGUAAACAUAGGACCUGGAAGGGGGGAGGACGUUUCUAUGGAUGUAGACAGCGUGGAGCAGAUUCCAUGGACUUGCGGUCGGCGGCACCAACCGCAACCGCAAAAUGGAUGGCCGUUUCCGCCAACGGGAAAGGGACCAUUUCCUGCCCUGGAGGCCUUCAAAGGCAGAUUGCAUUUGUAA